Physcomitrium patens is the source of this 3376-nucleotide messenger RNA. RefSeq lists its product as uncharacterized. The record is from RefSeq and is a predicted model, not a curated record. Lineage: Eukaryota; Viridiplantae; Streptophyta; Bryopsida; Funariales; Funariaceae.
GCAAAUUGCUCACCAGCGAGAUGUCUUUUCGGUGAACGCUAUGGAGGAACAGACGAUUAAGCUUAAGUUACAGGAAAACACAUUGACAAUAAGGGGAGGAGGAGCGGAAUGAGAAAGGGAAAUGGGACUCCCACCGCAUCUGGAGUGAAUUGCACGAACUUCAAGUCAAACCCUGUCAGAGAGGCGGAGGAGGAGGAGGAGGAGGAUGGAGGGUGAUGGUGCCUGCCGUAGCCAAGUCAUACACGCUUUCGAACUUGCGAUGAAGGAUUCCAAUGUGAGUGAGUGAGUUCCCAGCUCAGGGACGACGUACUUUCGCCCACAUUUCUUGCGCUCGCUUUGAUGGCGCUCAUUCCUCGUGCCCCCUCGUAUUUGUGUUCUUAUGGCUGGAUCAGCCGCUUCGAGAUUUGGCGGAAUUAGUGGAUGCGCAGACGGGGAGGAAGGGGGCUGAGAUAAUGGUUGUUCCAAGUGCAGAGAAGGUCGUGACAUUUGCUUCAUCGAGGCAUCGAUCAUGUCGCGAAUAUGUUUCCGGGCGUUUUUGAGGUGGCGAUGAAGCUGUUAACUUAUUCCCCAAAAUAAUAAUAGUUCCCACAAACAUCCGCAUUGAUGCUACCAGUAGAAAGAGGCCAAGAACUAAAGCGAAGCUUGCAACCUCGAGUGGAUGUCGAGGUCACGGGGAGCUUGAAAGGCGUCUGCGAGGGUGGCCUCGAGGCAUAGGAGGAACCAUUACAAAAACAAUCAACCAUGGAUUCAACAAAUGAUACCUUAGCGGUACCGCCCGGACUCCGCACAGAUACCAGCAGUAGAGUUAAUCCCAGUAUGGCCAUCAUCAUUGUGGUCCUUAUUGCCGCAUUGCUUGUGGUGGCUUUUUUCUCAAUGUACGUUAGGAGGUACACUCGAGGGGACAGCGGAAACGAUAAUGAAUCCGCUGCAACAAGAAACGGAAACAGAUCUAUUCAUUUUUUUGACCGACCGGGCGAAGGACUAGAUAGAGCACUUAUAGAUGAUUUGCCACUGGUAAGUUUCACGGUGGUGAAGACACUGAAGGAGGGGAAAGAGGACUUUGAAUGCGCUGUGUGCUUGGAGAAAUUCCAAGAAGACGAGUCUUUGCGAUUGUUGCCUAAAUGCAGUCACGUCUUCCACACAGAAUGCAUUGAUGUGUGGUUCCUAUCGCAUUCGACAUGCCCUCUAUGCCGCAUGAGUCUCAAGCCUACCGUUGCUGAGAUCCAUGCCGGCGUCCCAGAGGUUGGCGAGGUCUCCAGGCGUAUUCUUGAAGCUCAAGAGGAGAUGAUAGGUUCUGCGAGGCGGCCGACCGACGAAGGCAGUGUCAUUAAUGAAAAUGACGCGUUAGGAGGAAGUAGAAACGAAACGGUGCUGGAUACCGACAGAGAUAAUGAGAGAAGUGGCGCAAGAUUGGCUCUUUUUCGAAACUCAAAUUCUUUUCGACAAGCAGCUCGAGGGGUUGAAGUCCGAGAAAGACUUGCCACGCUAUCCUCUCGAUAUCCAACGUCUUCUGCAGAUGUACAUAAAGAUCCUCAAAGAGCGUUAAGCUUGAGCUGUCUCUCAUUUCAGAGGACACGAUCUUUGAGUGCUGGAGGAACGGGGGACUUUUACAACGGUGAACUAUUCAAGUAUGGAUCGCAAAGAUAUGGUCUCAAUGGAUCGCCUUUGAGCAACUCCUUAGGAAGAUUAUGUAGUUUAAAUGAGCGAGAGCUACAAGGAACAGGUGAUUUGAGCCGAAUUGAUCCUAGUGCAACACUUCUAGAGGAAGGAUCGUCAUCAUCGGCAAGUAGCGAGCAUUGGACAACCGUAGAUUUAAAUGGAGUUGCUGCUCAUCCCCAUCCAUCAAAAACUGAAGAGGCAGUAAUCCUUGCCAAUACACAAGUCUCGACUACUCCUGGUACUCAAUUGCCCAAAAAGCCCCGUUCAGGACCACUUCCAAGGAAACAAGUAAAUGUAGCACACAACAAAUCAGGAAGUGCAUGGGAACGGCUGAAGAUGGAGGGCGGAAGUUUUCGAGGUCUUCGCGACUCAUUCCCAUUGCAUAGAUCAGCCUCCGAAGGCAGACCGCAAAGUUUCGCCAUUGAUCUCCCUCCAACUGCAAUAGAGCCUGCAGUGCUCGAUGUUUGCUCAACACCUCGGGCUGAUGCGACUCCUCCUGCGGAUACAGACAUUUCCUUGGCUCAAAGAACAAUGCAAUGGCUGUCUGGAGGACAUGGGCAUACCUUUUCUGCCACUUACAGAACAUCACUCGAUCAGAAAAAUGCGUUGCAGCAGAUUGUCACGGAGGGAUAACUGGGUCGAAUGUUUUGAUCGACUCUAUCGUAUGUGUUGUAAGUUUCGGUGUGGGAAAUUGAGGCUGUCGUAAGUAAAUUACUUCAGAUGAUUGGAUUCCAGCGAUCACUGUACCAGCAGCGGCAAAUCCAUGGCCUCAUUUUGACGCCAAGGGAGAUUCUAUUCGAGUCUUCAAAAUUCGGUGGAUUUGCCAGGUAAUACUGCAUCUCCGUUUCACGGUCAAUUUUUUAAGCAUUUGUAAAUACAGUACACAGUAGUGUAGGUAUGAGAGGAGAAGUUUCUGCUGGUAUUUGUGGAGUACUGGUAAUGAGAAGAAGUCUAUUGUAUAGAAGGUACUGUUGUGUAUAAGGUACAGCGAAGGCUUGACCCUAGAUUUGUGUAAUCACAACAGGUCGUUAUUGGGGCAAGUGGCAGAACCAGACAUGUGUGCUCAUCCUUCUGAAUCAUGUAAUGGUCUACCUUAUCCCUUCCCGUCCGUAAGUUACUCCGAGCUUCAGAUGUGGGUACAUCACCAGGGAGUUUACUCUCGUGGAUUUUUAUCAAACUGUCAACUGCCAUUUUGCCACUUGUUGUAUUGUUGUAUCAUGUUUUGUAUGUAAGCAGCUUGUGAACAAGAUUGAGCGAGGUAGAACACCUGGAACACUUGGCUGGAGCAACAGAAGGUGAUCCAUUCACUGGACCCGCAGUUGCCGUAGGAAAGUUUGCCUGGCACCGUGAAGGCGACAUUGUGGGCUUUCUGAUACAGUCAGUCGUGUUUUUUUCAUGCAUUCUGACAAUCUUGAUCUCCCCUUCUUUGUACACAAUAAGUCAUAGAAUGUGAGGUAUGGAAGGCUUUUGUUCUAGUGUGUUUUGAGGUGUUUCCAGCUGAUAUUGUAUAUCUCUUCAGUAUCCGUUUUCAUUUCAUUUGUUCAACUUCUGAACGCUCCGGCGUUAGCCUUUGUGCAUCGAUCAAGUGGCCAAAGUUACCUAGAGCGUUCAGAGGUUGAUGCAUUUCGUGUCGGUAUGUAUUCUAUAUCUGCAAGAGAUAGAAAGCAAACAUGAGAGAGCUCUAUUUCAUGUAGGAGCUCAUGACGGAAAGGAAAAA